Molecule: messenger RNA, 995 nt
Organism: Meloidogyne enterolobii
Lineage: Eukaryota; Metazoa; Nematoda; Chromadorea; Rhabditida; Meloidogynidae
Source: the annotation of a GenBank genome assembly
UCGCCACAAUGCUACAACCUUUGCUAAUUUUUAUUAUUCUUGCUUUACUAGUGUCCAUCAAUUUUGUUACAGGCGGUACUUUGCGUUCAAAAUCACGGUCUGAACGAAAUAGCUGGAUAACUGAGGACGCAAUAACUGAGGAUGAAUCGACUGACUAUGAAGAAGAGCUGACUCUAUCCGAUCUCUUUUCUGAUAAUGAGUUUGAGUUCGUAGGUGAUAUGAUAAUUGAAAAGAAAAACGUGGAAGUUGAAUCCUCGGAGGAGGAAGGUGUGCAAAAAAGUGUGGUUAAAAAUAUGAGCAGGAUUUGGCCUAAUAACCAGGUGCCUAUAAAAUUCCACUCAUCAUUAGGAAGAAAAGCUAGAAGAUCUAUUCAAUCAGCUGUCAAUAUUUUAGAAGAUGCAACAUGCAUUUCUUUCCCAAAAUACAACCCAAAUCGACACAAAAAUUAUGUUAUAAUAAAAUCAACAAAGAAAGAUUGCAAGUCGACUGUUGGUUACGUGGAUAAACCGGGACGUAACAUAAUCAACCUCGAAUCUAAAACCCAUUGUGAAGAGCCUAAUACUGUAAUCCAUGAAAUAAUGCACUGUCUUGGAGUAUCUCAUGAACAAAUGAGGUAUGAUCGUGACGAAUACAUUGAAGUUCUGUAUGACAAUCUUGAGUCUGACGCCGUUUCACAAUAUGCUAAACAAAGUAGAAAAGAUUUGGAGACAUAUGGAGAACCCUAUGAUUAUGGCUCGAUUAUGCAUUAUCAAGUGCAUGCAGGAUCUAAGAAUGGUCAACCUGCUUUUCGAGUACUUAGGCAAUAUGAUGAGGCCUAUAUUGGUAACGCGAGAAUUCCCAGCCUUAUAGACUUAAGCAAGCUCAACAAGCUCUAUGGCUGCCCACAACCCGAGACAGUCGAUUCGAGUUCUGGUGAGAUUAACGAUCCACGACCGCAAAAACGCCCACCGCCGCAUCACGUGCACGAUGACGAUUGUACUUGUGAAGAUUCUUAA